Micropterus salmoides (largemouth bass) is the source of this 901-nucleotide messenger RNA. RefSeq names its product proprotein convertase subtilisin/kexin type 5-like. The transcript is spliced from 6 exons. The record is from RefSeq and is a predicted model, not a curated record. The coding region runs from base 199 to 735 and encodes 178 amino acids. NCBI's taxonomy places the organism in Eukaryota, Metazoa, Chordata, Actinopteri, Centrarchiformes, Centrarchidae.
ACUGCCACUGGUACUUACUAUGAAACUGAAGCUAUGGAAUGUCAAGAACUAGCUGGAGACGCUUCAUGACCAGUGCACCCAGGCUGCACCCAGUGCGAGAAGGGACUUGUGCUGGAUCCAAAUACAUUGUUGUGUGGCGUGACAGGCGACAGAAACUGCCCACACAGGACCUACCUGCACGACGACCAGUUCACCUGCAUGGGUUGCCACCGGCACUGUUACUCUUGUGAGGGGCCGGGCAACGAUCAAUGCCAGACCUGUGCCGUCCCCAAAUACCUUCAUAAUGGCACCUGUUUGACUGAGUGCCUAGCAGGUACAUACAACACAAGGCAGGAGGCUGACGGAACAGAGCUGGGAUUCUGUUCGCCCUGUGACCAUGCCUGUUCCACCUGUACCGCAACAUCGCCAAGAUAUUGCCUCACUUGUUCUCCAGGAUACCUCCUUCAACUCUGUGUCAUGCAUUGUACCACAGGGUAUUACAGAGAGGGCCCCUACUGUGAGAAAUGUGACCAGGAGCAGGGCCUGAGUCCUGGAGGACCUGUCCAUCUCCUCUCCUGGAGCUGCAAGGCACUAAGCUUCUACCAGUUCAGUGACGUCUGCAAACAGUGCCACACCAGUUGUCAGAGCUGCACAGAUUCCUUGCCUCAGGCCUGUAUGACAUGCGACUGGGGCAGCACUGUAAAGGACAAAUUCUGCUAUCCACGUUGUGAGGAGGGCCGAUACUACUCAGAAUAGGUGCGCUCUUGGCUACGAGCUGCAUUUCAACUGCAUUCCAACACGGACCAGGGACACCUGUGAGGCAUGUGACACCUCGUGUAGGCAUUGCACUGGACCCAGACCCAGCCAGUGUCUAACUUGUCACCGGGAUUCUGAAGGGAAUGACACUAAUUGCUGUGUUAGU